Messenger RNA from Dufourea novaeangliae, 1348 nucleotides. It is a transcript of the gene OXA1L, whose product is annotated as mitochondrial inner membrane protein OXA1L. NCBI's taxonomy places the organism in Eukaryota, Metazoa, Arthropoda, Insecta, Hymenoptera, Halictidae. The transcript is spliced from 8 exons. The coding region runs from base 23 to 1348 and encodes 441 amino acids. Gene Ontology annotation, cellular component: mitochondrial inner membrane. Gene Ontology annotation, molecular function: membrane insertase activity. The record is from RefSeq and is a predicted model, not a curated record. Gene Ontology annotation, biological process: mitochondrial respiratory chain complex IV assembly; protein insertion into mitochondrial inner membrane from matrix.
UGUAAAGCACACCGAUAAAAACAUGUUGUUGCGAUUAUCUAUAAACGCUGGGCGAAGGUUACUGCUAAAUGCAAGUAUAACUUCUCAGAAAACAACAAAAUACGAGUUCGGUCAUAUCGCUUACAAUAUAACAAACACUUUGUCGAAAAACAAUUGUAUAUUCAAUGUGCAGAGACACUCAGAAUUUGUUAAGAUUAUCUGUGCAAGGCAUCAAAGUACCAUUGAUAGAAAAUCAAUGGAAACUGUAGUAAAUGCAUCAGAAGGGUCAGCUGCACAAGAGAUUCAGAAAGCAGUAGAAAGCACAACCGAUACAGUUAUAGAGAAAGUUUCAAUAAGUGAAUUACCAGAUGUACCGGCAAUACCAGAAGUAGUAGAAACUGUUCUCAAGGUGCAUCCAAAUGGUGAACUUACUUUACAGAGUAUUGGAUUAGGUGGAUAUAGUCCCGUUGGAUUAGUUCAGUCAGCUUUAGAAUGGGUUCACAUUUCCUGUGACUUACCAUGGUGGCAAACUAUUGUGGUCAGUACCCUCUGUAUCAGAUUGCUAUUAUUUCCAUUAGUGAUUUUAGGCCAAAGACAUCUUGCGAACACACAGAAGUAUCUACCAGAAGUACAAAAGAUACAGUCGAAAAUGACAACAGCGAGGCAAUUGGGAGAUCAGUACGAAGCUGCUAUGUAUGGUCAAGAGUUAUAUAAAUUUAUGAAAGAAAAAAACGUUAAUCCUUUAAAAUCUGUGUUUAUAACUCUUCUACAGGCUCCAGUAUUUAUUUCAUGCUUCCUAGGUCUGAGAGGAAUGACUAAUAUUCCAGUUGAGAGUUUAAGAACUGGUGGAAUAUUAUGGUUUACAGACUUAGCUAUUCCUGAUCCGUAUUAUUUACUACCUAUAUUUACUUCUGCAACAAUGUUUCUAACGAUUGAAUUUAGCAUUCUAUCGGCCAAUACUAUGGCUAAUCAAACAAUGACAAUGUAUCUGUUUCGAGCUGUGCCACUUGUCAUAUUACCCUUUUUCUUCAAUUUCCCAUCAGCUAUUUUAUUGUAUUGGCUAUCAACAAAUACGUUUACCUUGGCUCAAGUUGGAAUACUAAAAAUAGAAAUCAUAAGAAAACUGUGUAAAAUUCCACUUGUUGUAGUACAUAAACAGAAAACAAGUUCCAAACGAAAAAAAGGCUUUGUAGAAGGAUUCAAAAAUUCUUGGACAAAUAUGAAAAUAUCUCAAAAAUUGGCAAAUCAAGCACAAGCAGAUGCAAUACAAUUUAAUGAAGCAGCAAAAGGUCCUAUAAGGAAGACGUUCAAAUACGAUCCAACUAAAAAACCUCCAACAGCUGCACAAAUUUUAUCAAAGAAAAGAUAA